Messenger RNA from Cornus florida, 797 nucleotides. Its product is annotated as transcription factor bHLH162. Gene Ontology annotation, biological process: regulation of transcription by RNA polymerase II. Gene Ontology annotation, cellular component: RNA polymerase II transcription regulator complex. Gene Ontology annotation, molecular function: RNA polymerase II transcription regulatory region sequence-specific DNA binding; protein dimerization activity; DNA-binding transcription factor activity, RNA polymerase II-specific. NCBI's taxonomy places the organism in Eukaryota, Viridiplantae, Streptophyta, Magnoliopsida, Cornales, Cornaceae. The record is from RefSeq and is a predicted model, not a curated record. Bases 142 to 684 code for a protein of 180 amino acids. The transcript is spliced from 3 exons.
UCAUGUUACAUGGUGCUUUUGUUUCACCUUUGCCUUUCUUCUCUCUGAUAAAAGCCUCCAACCCAUAAAUCUCCAAGCUGUAUUAUAUACAAGGAAUGAGAUCUUCUUUUGUUAUCAACUUGUUACAGAAACAUUAUUUUAAUGGAGAUCAACAACCCUAGUUCUUCAAGAACCGAUAGGAAGACCAUAGAGAAAAAUAGAAGAAAUCACAUGAAGACCCUCUAUUCCAAGCUCAAUUCUCUUGUACCCCAUCAAAGCUCUAGGGAAGUGGUGUCACUGCCAGAUCAGCUAGAUGAGGCUGCAAACUACAUAAAGAAGCUGCAGAUGAACUUGGAGAAGAUGAAGGAGAAGAAAAACAGACUGAUGAGACUCGAAAAGAUGAGCGCGAGUACUUCUACUGGAGUGAUGGUGGGGCUUAGAUCACCACAGAUUGAGAUUCAUGAGAUGGGUUCAGCUCUAGAGGUGGUUUUGAUCACUGGGCUGGAUUGUCAGUUCAUGUUCAAUGAAAUUAUCCGAGUGCUCCAUGAAGAACGCGCCGAGGUUGUCAAUGCUGGUUUUUCUGUUGUUGAUGAUGCUGUUUUCCACUCUAUACAUUCAAAGGUUGCUGAGUCUGCAUCAGGAUAUGGAGCACCAAAGAUAUCUGAGAGACUUAAGCAAUUUGUGUAUGGUGCUAAUUCAUGCUGAAAGUAUGAUCUAAUUAAUUAUUUGCUGCUUUGGAUGCUGACAAUUAGUUUUUAAUUUUCCAGUAAGAUUUCGAAUUGGGUUAAUCUAAGCACGUUCAAUUGCUUUAUGAUGAA